Molecule: messenger RNA, 1018 nt
Organism: Larimichthys crocea (large yellow croaker)
Lineage: Eukaryota; Metazoa; Chordata; Actinopteri; Sciaenidae
Product: transcription factor HES-5
Exons: 3
Coding region: 1-570 (189 amino acids)
Biological process (GO): regulation of DNA-templated transcription
Molecular function (GO): protein dimerization activity; DNA binding
Source: RefSeq, a predicted model, not a curated record
AUGUGUGAUGGGAUGAUGAGCGUGUGCUCAGUCAAAGUCAUUGAUCCCAGCAUCAGGCAGCAGAUCUGCUCUCUCUACAGGUCCCUGGCCCCUACAAUCACUGCAGCUAUGACCAAAUCUCAGGAGCAUCUGACUCUGACCCACAAGCUCAGAAAGCCUCUGGUGGAGAAGUUACGCAGAGAGCGAAUCAACAGCAGCAUUGAGCAGCUCAAGUCUCUCCUGGGUCCAGAGUUCCUCAAACAGCAGCCAGACUCCAAGCUGGAGAAAGCAGACAUCCUGGAGAUGACAGUUUGUGUCCUGAGACGACUGCAGCAGCAGCAUCAAACUGUGGACUUGGCAGCUGUUGAUCAGGGAUACUCCAGGUGUGUCCAGGAGGUGAAACACUUCAUGUCCAGGGAAGAGGUGAAGACCCAGUUCAAGAGAAGGCUGAUGAACCACUUCAACAAGCUGCAGUCUUCCUCUGAUGAGAACCUGAGAGAGGCUGACUUCGCUCCUCUGAGCUCCACAGUCCAGACCAGCAUCACCACAGACAAGAGUCCAGUCAACAGCGCCCCCUGGAGGCCGUGGUAGACACCUACAGACUGGAGUUACUACCUGACAAACUCAGAUGACCAUAUUGGUCAAAGAUUACUGAACUGAAUUCUUUCAAGUUUGAUGGACUUGUUCUUCUGUAUGUACAGAAGGCUGUAUUUUGUGUUUGUCUUUGUGAAGAUGACAUUUCCUGAGGAAAUGACAGCAACAAUAUCUUUCAAGUUAAGAAAGAGAACAUCUUGUCAUGCAUGUUGCAUGAACCAAAUCUGAUUGCAUCUGCAAUUAUUAUUAUACCUCACUGUACUUCAUGUAUUGGUAGUAUAUGCUAUGGUAACAUUUGUUAUCUUUUGAUUGUUAUUGAUCACACUGAUCAAAAAACUUUAACUGUCCUUUUUAUGGACAUUUUGUCAUAAUGGACUUUACCUCACUUUAAUCUCUCUGAUUACUCAAAACUGAUCUGUUGUAAGAUCCAAAUGUUUUCACUUUU